Chinchilla lanigera (long-tailed chinchilla) is the source of this 2963-nucleotide messenger RNA. RefSeq names its product t-complex 11, testis-specific (gene Tcp11). Gene Ontology annotation, biological process: regulation of sperm capacitation. Gene Ontology annotation, cellular component: sperm flagellum; acrosomal vesicle. The record is from RefSeq and is a predicted model, not a curated record. NCBI's taxonomy places the organism in Eukaryota, Metazoa, Chordata, Mammalia, Rodentia, Chinchillidae. The transcript has 11 exons. The coding region runs from base 177 to 1781 and encodes 534 amino acids.
GGGUGUGUGCUGGGUCGUCCUCAUCGCAUCAGCGCUGCCACAGUGGCCCUCUCACCCGGCCAUCCCCGCCGCGAUGGUACAGUCCAAUCGCGCCUCGAAGCCACGCGGCUGCUGAGGGCGAAGUUAGAGAGUGGGCCGCCGGGGCUGCCCGGAGGAGCCCGGAUCCUACCAGCAACAUGCAGGACGUCGAGGACUGUGUGGCCCCUCAGGACCCGGGCGCGGAAGAGAGCGGCUCCUGCGGCCCUGACGCGGCGGGACUGGCCCGGGAAGGCGAGCGCAGCUCCCGGGAGCGGCCCGCGGCUCCGACAGAGACCGUGAAUGAAGUUUCCAAGCGCAGCAACAAGACUGGGAUGAACAAUGAUUUCCACAUGGAAGAGGUGGUUUUACCUCCAAGCAGGUCUUCAGAAGAGGGAGUGAAAGAUUCAGCUCUUCCAAGACGCAGACCAUUCCUGAAGUCAGGCAAAAAGAAAGAAGAUCUGAGACUGUGCAGCAGCUGUCCAGAAGGCAAGGUGAAAGAGGCAGUGCACAAUGACUUCUGGGACCAUCUUAAAGAGCAGCUCUCAGCUACUCCUCCUGACUUCGGUUGUGCUCUUGACCUUCUGAAUGAUACUAAGGAGAUCUUGCUGUCUCUGCUAUUACCUCGCCAGAACCGCCUAAGAAGUGAAAUCGAAGCAGCUUUGGAUGCAGAUUUCCUCAAGCAGGAAGCAGAACGGGGGGCCUUGGACAUCUCUUCUCUUUCUAAGUACAUUCUCAACAUGAUGACUCUGUUGUGUGCGCCAGUCCGAGACAAAGCUGUGCAGACCCUUGAGGACAUUACAGACCCUGUUGGGUUAUUGAGAGGGAUCUUCCAGGUUCUGGGCCUGAUGAAAAUGGACAUGGUGAACUAUACCAUCCAGAGCCUUCAGCCCCAGCUGCAGGAGCAUUCCAUCCAGUAUGAGCGGGCUAAGUUCCAGGAACAACUUGACCAGCAGCCUGGCCUCCUCGAUCACACCACCAAGUGGCUCGCCCAAGCAGCAGCAGACCUCACCAUGCCAUCAACUUGCCCCAACUCUGCCGACUCCUCUGGUGUGGCUGGUCUUUCUCCAGAUGAGGCAGCCAGCAGCGCAGCCAGCAGCGCUGAGCCCCUCAGCCCCGCAGUGGUGUUGUCCCAGGGCUUCCUCAACCUCCUCCUGUGGGACCCUGAAAAUGAAGAGUUCCCUGAGACCCUGCAGAUGGACAGACCCCAGCUGCAGGAGCUGGAGGCCCAGCUGCAGCAGUUAACCAUCCUGGCCUCUGUCUUGCUCGUGGCCAGCAGUUUCUCUGGCAGUGUUUUGUGUGGCUCACCUCAGUUCAUGGAUAAGAUGAAGCGUCUCACCAAGGCCCUGAUGGAGGAAUUCAACGCUAGGCCUGAGGAUGCUAUGCAGACUUUGAGUGAACAGGUAUCUCAGGAAAUCCAUCAAAGCCUGAGAAGCAUGGGCCUUGCUGCUCUGAGUAGUGACAACACAGCAUCUCUGAUCAGGCAGCUCCAGAACAUUGCCAAGAAGGAGAACUGCGUCCGCGGCGUCAUCGAUCAGCGGAUCCACUUGUUUCUGAAGUGCUGUUUGCUUCUUGGUGUGCAGCGCUCUCUGUUAGACCUUCCCGGAGGCCUCACUCUCAUUGAGCCGGAGCUGGCAGAACUGGGCCAGAAGUUCAUCAACCUGACACAGUACAAUCAGCAGGUGUUUGGCCCCUACUACACUGAGAUCCUCAAAACCCUCAUCCCCCCAGGUCAGGAACUGAAAACAAAAGUGGAGGCCCUCUGACAGCACCUGCUGGGAGCCCUGGCACCUUGGACCCAGAAGAGAGAUCCAGCAUCUUCCUGGGAUAACAUCACCAGAGACCAGCAGAGCAGUGAGCCUCACCUGCCCCUGAAGCCAGGGCACCAAGGUUGCAGGGAGCAAGCCUGUAAGCACAGCUGGCCCCAACCCACUCACUAAUAAACCUCUGAACUGCAAGGAAACCUCCACUCUCCCUGUGCUGCAGCUGAAGCUCCGUGCCCUCAGCCCCCAACCAGCUGAGAAGCCAAGAAGCCUUCGGUAUUCCCUUCUCUGGUGGCAGCGCGCGGAGCUGAGCAGCCGGACACCCAGGCACUAGCGUUGGUCUAAGAGUAAAGCACCCCUGAGAACUCUGGGAUAGAUCUAAAAUGUGAAUACAAGUGUUUCCUCCAGUUCUGUUCAGGGGAGCACAUGUUUUAAAGAAGUUAGAUCAUUUUCAGGCAGAGGUUGUCUUGAAGGUUCCAGGUGACACAGCAGUACAUCCUCUUCUGCAUGUUCGCAAGCAAUAUGCACGGGCCUAGCCACAGCAAGCAUUCUGUUGAGGCUUUCAACAUUGGUGGGGUAUUCUGUCGGUCUCUGUCUCGUGUGUGUGUGUGUGUGUGUGUGUGUGUGUGUCUGUCUGUCUGUCUGUCUGUCUCUGUCUCUGUCCGCCUGCCUCUCUCUCGCUCUCUGAGUUUAGCUUGGCCUCUGAAAUCAGGGACUGACUUGGAUCAGUUCAUCCCUGCUGCUGUUCUCCAGCCCAGCGAGUCUCCUCUAAGCUUUCAGUCAUCUCUAAGCUUUUAGAGGUGGAACAGCCGCCUUCUUCCCAUUUGCAGUUUGUUCUGUUGUGGUUGUCAUCUCUCCCUGUUGGCUUUCAUUAAAUAAGAGGUAUUGUAGAAGCUAAUGCUAGCAUGUUCUCACCAUUUAGGGGACUGCGGGAGCAGAGUAUAACAUGCUUAUUUAGGAACACACCACAAGGGGGAGCCUGGGUUCCACCAGAUUGCAGGGUGUUUUCCUCGGUGGCAUCUUUUUUAGAGAGAAUUCUAGAGGGGCAACAGGGCUGGGUCAACAGAGUGGCUGGAAAAGCUGGAGGCACGGGUCGUUCAGAGUUGGCAGUCUUGGACUAGACAGCCUGUAGAUGGGGAAGCCCAUGAAAAGCGAUGUGUUUAAUAAACACCUUGGCUAGUUGGA